GAGGUGAGGUGGGUGGGGGUGAGUAGCAUGAUGGACUUUUGGAUGUAGGGUCGAGUUGGCUACUAGCGCGGAAUCUCGCCAAGACUUUAUCGAUUACAUCCCUGCAGCUCUUCCUGGGAAAGCAUCUCGAACUUCAACACCAUCCCGCCCACCAGCUUAUAUCCGCAUUCUCUCCGCAAAUCGCUUCAAACAUUCGAGCUGUACUGUGGAGUUUUGCAAUACUAACGUCUAUUCUAGUAGUCGCCGAUCAGACGCCUGAAGCUUUUAAAGUCCAUUUUUGGCACGCGACGCCACCUCUCUGAGAGAACUCUCCUACACGUCCAUUAUCUUCAAGACCUUAUUCUAUAACAACAUCGCCAACCACAGCGAUCAAGCUUAAGCCGGCAUUUAUUCUCUGGGUACCUACCCCAAAUCACAAAUAUGAGCUCCGGUGGCUGCGAUCUGGACAAGGCCAUCCAACAAUUGCGCGCAUGUCGACCAAUUCCCGAGAACCAAGUCCGCGAACUAUGCCAUAAAGCGCGUGAGCUCCUUAUAGAAGAGGGUAAUGUUGUCGGUGUCGACGCGCCCGUAACGAUAUGCGGAGAUAUCCAUGGACAGUUCCAUGAUCUCAUGGAGCUCUUUCGUGUUGGUGGAGAUGUGCCGGAUACGAACUAUCUAUUCAUGGGCGACUUCGUCGAUCGAGGCUUCUACUCGCUUGAAUCAUUCCUGCUCCUCCUAUGUUUGAAAGUUCGAUAUCCUGAUAGGAUAACUCUCAUUCGUGGUAACCACGAAUCGCGUCAGAUCACCACGGUGUACGGCUUUUACGACGAGUGCUUGCGAAAGUAUGGGAGCGCCAAUGUUUGGAGAUACUGCUGCGAAGUAUUCGACUACCUUGCUUUGGGUGCACUCGUAUCCGGGGCUGCAACAUCUCUUGUUCCUACAGAUGGCCCAAUGGCAGAAAACACGAACCUGGAUAAUUUCCCUGAUUCCGAUGCAGACAUUGAGAUCGAAACGCUGAAUGCCAAUGGAGAAAUCAUGUACCGGUACGCCCGAAACUCGGACUCUCAAUCAUCACAGCCGAACUCCAACCCCGCUUCUUCAUCUCCCAUUGCACCUACACCUUCUCGUGUAGGCCCUGCAGGUACCGGCGCCACCAGUUCCGCGAACGGGUCUGUGAAGAACGACACUGGAGCAAUUCUUUGCGUUCACGGUGGAUUGUCGCCCUUGAUCGACACAAUCGACAAGAUCCGAUUGCUGGAUCGUAAACAAGAGGUGCCUCAUGAAGGUGCCAUGUGUGAUUUGCUAUGGUCUGACCCUGACGAAAUUGAGGGUUGGGGAUUAUCUCCCCGUGGCGCUGGCUUCCUGUUUGGUGCCGAUAUCGUCAAGUGUUUCAAUUACAAGAAUGACCUGAGCUUGAUUGCAAGAGCCCAUCAGCUCGUCAUGGAAGGCUUCAAGGAAAUGUUCGAAUCCACCAUUGUUACCGUUUGGUCUGCGCCAAAUUAUUGUUACCGAUGCGGCAACGUCGCUGCAAUCCUCGAGCUGGGAGAAGACGGCUCCAAUGCAGGUUACCAGCGACGAUCGAACGGGGAUCAAGGCGGUGGCGGUGGUGGAUGGAUUCUAGGAUCCAACGACGGGAGUUCCUCCAACAUGGUCGGCAAUGGGAACGAUCGGAGACUGAGUUCAGUUCUCGGAGACAAUAUGCAACGAACCAGAGAUGGACCAGGAAGAAGGUACCGCGUCUUCGAGGCUGCGCCACAAGAUUCACGUGGAAUGCCAGCCAAAAAGCCAGUUGCCGAUUACUUCUUGUAGAGAGGUCACUGUCGUAGAAGGUGUUUGACAAUAUAAUUAGGAUACCCAGGGGAAAUCGUUGCACGCGCGCAACGGCGGCGUUGCUCAGGCGCUCUUUGUCUCAGUUUAGACUACGAAAUUAAGGAAAUGAAUCAGUCAUGAAUUAAGCACAACUGAUGAGGGAAGAUGACAGCACAUCUUGCUAA
Aaosphaeria arxii CBS 175.79 is the source of this 1973-nucleotide messenger RNA. RefSeq names its product Metallo-dependent phosphatase. The record is from RefSeq and is a predicted model, not a curated record. Gene Ontology annotation, molecular function: protein serine/threonine phosphatase activity. NCBI's taxonomy places the organism in Eukaryota, Fungi, Ascomycota, Dothideomycetes, Pleosporales. Bases 421 to 1788 code for a protein of 455 amino acids. Gene Ontology annotation, cellular component: cytoplasm; nucleus. Gene Ontology annotation, biological process: peptidyl-serine dephosphorylation; double-strand break repair via homologous recombination. The transcript is spliced from 5 exons.